Strongylus vulgaris is the source of this 1107-nucleotide messenger RNA. NCBI's taxonomy places the organism in Eukaryota, Metazoa, Nematoda, Chromadorea, Rhabditida, Strongylidae. The record is from the annotation of a GenBank genome assembly.
AUGGAAGAUACCGCAGUGACGAAGUUUCGUGAGUAUUUGCGAGUGAAUACGGAACAACCAAAUCCGGAUUAUGGUAAGCCAAAAGUUUUUAGACUAAUUAUGGAAGAUAUCGCAGUGACGAAGUUUCGUGAAUAUUUGCGAGUGAAUACGGAACAACCAAAUCCGGAUUAUGGUAAGGCAAAAGAUCAAUGGAAAUACGAUCCUUACGCCGCUCAUAAGGAUGAAAAUGGAGAUAUCUAUGCAAGAGGUGCGCAAGACAUGAAAUGUGUUGGAUCACAGUAUUUCGAGGCUAUCCGAAGACAUUUCAUGCGUGGGAAAAAACGAUGGCUUAGAACUAUCCAUAUCGUCUGGGGUCCAGAUGAGGAGAUUGGUGCUGCUGAGGGAAUGGCAGUAUUUUGCAAAAUGGACGAGUUUCGUGAUUUGAAUAUUGGAUUCGUGCUAGAUGAAGGUCUCGCUAGUGAAACUAGCGAGUACAAGGUCUAUUUCGCUGAACGAUGUCCAUGGUGGCUCAAAGUUACUUGUACUGGAUCCCCAGGACAUGGUUCGAAAUUUAUUUCAAACACUGCUGGUGAAAAAUUGCAAAAACUUAUCAAUCAAACAUUGGAAUUUCGCGAAAAACAACGCAAAAUCUUGGAAGCAGAUCCGAGUAAAACACUUGGCGACGUUACUACUCUGAAUUUGACAAUCAUUGAAGGCGGAGUUCAAGUGAAUGUAUUGCCGGAGAAGUUUAUAGCCUAUUUUGACAUUCGAGUCCCACCUACGGUAUGUUUUGAUGAGUUUACAGAAGAAAUCGCCAAUUGGUGUCGAAAUGCGGGAGAAGGUGUAGAGUACGAAUUUCUCCAGGUGAUCUAUCAUAUAUCAAAAUGUAUGAAUAAGGAAAAAUCCAAAAAAAUGGCGGAGACCAGUUCUCGUUAUUAUCUGCUCCUGAACUUAUAUUUGCAGCUUGGCUAUCGAUCAAUUGGAUUUUCACCAAUGAAUAAUACGCCCUCACUUCUACAUGACCAUAAUGAAUAUCUGAACGAAAAAGUCUACCUCAGAGGCGUCGAAAUUUAUGAGACACUAAUCGAUAACUUGGCCAGUUUGAAACAACAAGGUUUUGAGGGAUAG